GCGACUCUUUUGAAUGGAAUCGGGCUGAUUCAUCGCUGGUUCGCGGAGCCAGAGCCCCGUGGAGUCUGAGUCGCCGCCGCCGCCGCCGCUGCUGCCGCCUCCGUCGUCUUCGCGUCACCGCUGGUGGGAGACGAGAGCCCAGACCGCGGCUUCCCGACCCCGCCGGCUUUCAGGAGAGAGAGAAAAAAAAUACUUGGGAAAAGUUAUACCUGCCAGUAUUAGCAAGAGCUUGAGUUGAGAAGAAAUUUGUCAGACUCAACGAAUUGAAGCUUAACACCUCAAGAGUUGUAGUUACUGACCAGAAAUAUGGACAGACUUCUUAGACUUGGAGGAGGUAUGCCUGGACUGGGCCAGGGGCCACCUACAGAUGCUCCUGCGGUGGACACAGCAGAACAGGUCUAUAUUUCUUCCCUUGCACUGUUAAAAAUGUUAAAGCAUGGUCGGGCUGGAGUUCCCAUGGAAGUUAUGGGUCUGAUGCUUGGAGAAUUUGUUGACGAUUACACCGUCAGAGUGAUUGAUGUGUUUGCUAUGCCACAGUCAGGAACAGGUGUCAGUGUGGAGGCAGUUGAUCCAGUAUUCCAAGCCAAAAUGUUAGAUAUGUUGAAGCAGACAGGAAGGCCUGAGAUGGUUGUUGGUUGGUAUCACAGUCACCCUGGCUUUGGUUGUUGGCUUUCUGGUGUGGAUAUCAACACUCAGCAGAGCUUUGAAGCCUUGUCGGAGAGAGCUGUGGCAGUGGUUGUGGACCCCAUUCAGAGUGUAAAAGGAAAGGUUGUUAUUGAUGCCUUCAGAUUGAUCAAUGCUAAUAUGAUGGUCUUAGGACAUGAACCAAGACAAACAACCUCAAAUCUGGGUCAUUUAAACAAGCCAUCUAUCCAGGCGUUAAUUCAUGGACUAAACAGACACUAUUAUUCCAUUACUAUUAACUACCGGAAAAAUGAACUGGAACAGAAGAUGUUGUUAAAUUUGCAUAAGAAGAGUUGGAUGGAAGGUUUGACACUUCAGGACUACAGUGAACACUGUAAACACAAUGAAUCAGUGGUAAAAGAGAUGUUGGAAUUAGCCAAGAAUUACAAUAAGGCUGUAGAAGAAGAAGAUAAGAUGACAGCAGAACAGCUGGCAAUAAAGAAUGUCGGCAAGCAGGACCCCAAACGUCAUUUGGAGGAACAUGUGGAUGUACUUAUGACUUCAAAUAUCGUCCAGUGUUUAGCAGCUAUGUUGGAUACUGUCGUAUUUAAAUAAAACAAUGCAAAAAGCUAUUGGUGAUACUUUCAGCGUAUAUUCCUCUAUUGUUCCUAAUGCUCAAAAUCAAGGGACCUCUGAAGGUGUGUUUGGUUAAAUGUAAGACAUCUGGCAUCAUUUGCAGUACUGUAACACCUUCAGUCUCGGUUGUGCAAUUACUUCUGUUUCUUUAGUCAGGGUCUUUGCAGAUUCCAAAGUUGUAUAAGAAUACAUCAAAGUGGACAAAUUUUGUUAAGAUCCCAUUUAAUAUUUGAAGAAAUCAGUAACACAAAUAUAUUUUGAUUGUUGCUUACAAAAUAAAAUACAUUUACAAUCUA
This is a messenger RNA of Zalophus californianus (California sea lion), 1556 nucleotides long. RefSeq names its product proteasome 26S subunit, non-ATPase 14 (gene PSMD14). Gene Ontology annotation, molecular function: proteasome binding; protein binding; metallopeptidase activity. Gene Ontology annotation, biological process: proteasome-mediated ubiquitin-dependent protein catabolic process; protein deubiquitination. The coding region runs from base 307 to 1239 and encodes 310 amino acids. Gene Ontology annotation, cellular component: proteasome regulatory particle, lid subcomplex. The transcript is spliced from 12 exons. NCBI's taxonomy places the organism in Eukaryota, Metazoa, Chordata, Mammalia, Carnivora, Otariidae. The record is from RefSeq and is a predicted model, not a curated record.